AUGGUGUCAACAACAUCCAACGACGGCAGAUCGUCGAUGCGAUCGCCCUCGCACGAAAUCGAAAUGAAUGAAUUGCAAGGCAGAGUGGAAUCCAACAACCAGCAACUUGAACCUACAGAUCAAGGACCUGCCGCUUGGAGACUGCUUUGUAUUGCGUUUGUCUUGAGUCCCUGCUAUGGGAACUAUUAUUCCAAGCUUCCCGAGUUUUCUGAAAACCACUAUAUCUCAGUGGUGGGUACCGUCGCCUCGGGAAUCUCCUACUUAGGGGCUCCUCUUACCGCCCCAUUUAUCAAGCGCUACCAAAGGUUUCAGCGACAGAUGAUCUGGUUUGGAUGGUCCAUCUGCAUUGUGGCACUGAUCGCUGGCUCCUUUGCCUCAACUCUUGAAACCCUAAUCCUGACACAAGGAGUGGCGUACGGACUCGGGUUCCUCAUUCUGUAUUACCCGAUUCUCAGCAUGGUGGACGAAUAUUGGAUUUCUCGACGAGGAAUGGCAUAUGGAAUGCUAUGCAGCGCAUCUGGACUUUCAGGUGCAGCGUUCCCUUUCGUUCUUGAAAAGCUACUGAACACAUAUGGAUAUCGGACCACGCUGCGGGCUACUGCUCUUGCACUAUUUGUGGUGACGAGCCCCUUGUUGCCCUUUCUUAAAGGUCGCUUGCCAGUUUCGAGGCAUAUCACGGCCGCGCGAGCAGAUUGGAGCUUCCUUCGAAAUCCCCUUUUCUGGAUGUACACAAUCUCGAAUGUGGCCCAAGGAUUAGGAUAUUUCUAUCCGUCUCUCUACCUGCCCUCUUAUGCGACAGCUAUUGGAUUGAGCAGUGUUGAAGGUGCACUUCUUCUGGCCCUGGUGAGCAUCUCUCAAGUGAUGGGCCAAUUUACAUUUGGAUUCUUAUCCGAUCGCAAGUUCUCCAUCGAUAUUCUCAUCACUCUGGCAAGUGUUAUAGCUGCCAUAGCUUCAUUGGCCUUAUGGGGACUAGCACAUUCUUUAGCACCCUUGAUCGGCUUUGCUUUGAUUUAUGGCUUUUUUGGUGCUGGUUAUACUGCUAUGUGGGCAAGAAUGUCGACAUCUGUCAGCGCCGAUCCAACGGCUACACCGAUCAUUUUCAGCCUGUUUUGCUUUGGUAAAGGUAUAGGUAACGUCUUGACCGGACCUCUGAGUGGAAACUUGUUAUUCCCCAGGCUGGAAUUGGAGAGCUAUGGGCUAAGAAAGUACAUGGCCCUGGUCAUAUUCACCGGUGGCUGUAUGGCCUUGAGUGGUAUGAGCAUCUGUUCCUGGCACCUAGGUAAGCGGAUUCUGCCGUUGGGAUAG
This is a messenger RNA of Penicillium atrosanguineum, 1305 nucleotides long. Its product is annotated as 60S ribosomal protein L8-B. The coding region runs from base 1 to 1305 and encodes 434 amino acids. The transcript is spliced from 3 exons. Gene Ontology annotation, cellular component: fungal-type vacuole membrane. The record is from RefSeq and is a predicted model, not a curated record. Gene Ontology annotation, molecular function: transmembrane transporter activity. Lineage: Eukaryota; Fungi; Ascomycota; Eurotiomycetes; Eurotiales; Aspergillaceae. Gene Ontology annotation, biological process: transmembrane transport.